UCUCCUCUCUCUUCAACAUAUCUCUCAGAUUACCGUCAUCUUGUUCACCGCUGUGCGUCGAUCUUGUUGCAGCUGGUCACCGAUUUCACAGCUUUGCGGAUUGGUCAUCACGGCUUCACAGAUUUCAAGCUUCUACUGAUUUCAUUCUCCAAAACCCACAAAAUGCUGUUAGGGUUUUGGACCAUCUGCACCAGCCGGAACUGACGAGCAACUCGAGACGGGCGGCCACUCCACUCUUUUCAGGAAAGUACGUAAAUACGAUACCUAAAUGGAGGUCCCUGGGAACUAGGAAGCUUGCCCAUAUCUCCCUGAGAAGAGGAAGAGAGGCAAACCAAGUGGGACCCCCGACUGAGCUUCCUAUCUCAAUCUGCAAACCAGGGGCUCUUGAACAUAAAAAAAAAAUCUAUGAUUGCCUUUCUCCUGCUCCAAGUACCGGUUCUGCUCAUCCAUUUAGGAGUUUGAGACGCCCGUAUUCCAGAAUCCCAACUUAUCUGUCAGUUAUAAAAGGGUUGCAUAGAAGCAAAAGAGGAGGAAUAUUAGUAGGUCUGACUAAUGCUGCGUGGGAGCUUUGUAGUGCCUUCACUUACCAGAACUUGUCCUUUCUUGUCACUGUUUGUCAAAAUCCACUCGAGUCCAUGCCACACCAGUCGUGCCCUCCUUGGUUAUCGUACUUGCUUCCCUGGAAAACCCAUCAACGUUAUUAACUGUAACUUCUUGAUGAAUGGAAGAGCCCAUUUAUGCAGCUUACCUCUAUCUGCAAAAUCACCAAUUCGGGAAUCCUCACCACGUGCUCAUGUUUCCAACAAGUCAAAGAAGAAAGAACGCAGGGAAGCCCCUGAGGCUGUGUUGAAAUUCAAGUUGGACAUGUGCUCCAGGCAUCGCAAACUUAUUGAAGCCCUUCAACUCUAUGAUGAGGCGAGGGGUAAUGGUGUCCAACUUAAUGUACAUCAUUACAAUGUAGUCCUCUAUUUGUGCUCUUGUCAUGAUUCUUCUGCUGAAUUGAGUGAAGAUCCUUCGGAUUUGGGUUUGAAAAGGGGCUUCAAGAUUUUCCAGCAAAUGCUUAGUGAGAAAGUUGCUCCAAAUGAGGCCACGUUUACAAGUGUGGCGAGGCUGGCUGCUGCGAUGAAUGACCCAGAAAUGGCUUUUGAUUUGGUGAAGCAAAUGAAGCAAUGUGGUAUUCCACCAAAGUUGAGAUCAUAUGAACCAGCGUUGCUUGGAUUCUGUGAGAAGGGAGAGGCGGAUAAAGCUUAUGCAGUUGAUGCGCACAUGGCUGGAUCUGGUUUAAUGGCAGAAGAACCUGAGCUUUGUGCUCUUUUGAAAGUAAGUGUUGAAACAAAGAAGGCAGAUAAGGUUUAUGAGUUGCUGCAUCGGUUGCGUGCUACAGUGAGACAAGUUACAGAAUCAACCGUUGGAAUUAUUGAAGACUGGUUUAAAUCUGGGACUGCUUCAGAAAUAGGGAUGGAAAAAUGGGAUGUGAACUUGGUAAAAGAAGGAGUUAUUAAAGGAGGAGGAGGGUGGCAUGGGCAAGGGUGGCUAGGAAGUGGGAGAAUGAGGGUCGAAAAGACUGUAAUGAAUGAGAAGGGUGUGUGUCAAUCAUGUGGAGAGAAGCUUGUCUGUAUUGAUAUCGAUCCAAAAGAAACAGAGAACUUUGCUAGCUCAUUAAUAAGCUUGGCUUGCAAGAGAGAAGUUAAAGGGGAUUUCAUUCAGUUCCAGAAAUGGCUCCAGCAGCAUGGUCCAUUUGAUGCAGUCAUAGAUGGUGCAAAUGUGGGACUAGCUAACCAGAGCACAUUCAGUUUUAACCAGAUUGAAAAUGUAGUAAAUCUGAUACGUGAAAUGAUUCCAUCAAAGAGAUCCCCACUUAUUAUUUUGCAUAGAAGCCGUGUGACUGGUGGUCCUGCUCAGCAUCCUAAAAACCAGAGGAGGUUAGAAACUUGGACACGGGCUGGUGCUCUUUAUUCUACUCCUCUCGGUUCCAAUGAUGAUUGGUAUUGGUUGUACGCUGCUGUUAGCUGCAAUUGUUUACUGGUGACAAACGAUGAGAUGCGGGACCACUUGUUUCAGCUUCUGGGGAGUACCAUUUUUCCAAGGUGGAAAGAAAAGCAUCAGGUUCACAUGUCUGUCUCAAGAAUGGGAGUUUCCCUUCACAUGCCGCCCCCAUAUUCAAUUGUUAUUCAGGAGUCAGAGAACGGCAGUUGGCAUGUGCCAACAACAACAGGUGAUGAUAUAGAGAACCCAAGACAAUGGCUGUGUGCCAGAAGAACCAGGUCAUCGUGACAUCCGACUCUAAAGUAGCCAUUAUUCUUAUAUAUGUAAUUGUGCUUGUGUUAGAGAGGGAGAGGAAGAGUCUCCAUGUCUCUCCAGAUGUAACUUUCAUUGUUAACCUUAACCAUUCAUUAAUUUAAACCUAUCAAUAAAAACUUUGUUCUA
This is a messenger RNA of Tripterygium wilfordii, 2427 nucleotides long. RefSeq names its product proteinaceous RNase P 1, chloroplastic/mitochondrial. Gene Ontology annotation, molecular function: ribonuclease P activity; protein binding. The coding region runs from base 553 to 2274 and encodes 573 amino acids. The transcript is spliced from 8 exons. Lineage: Eukaryota; Viridiplantae; Streptophyta; Magnoliopsida; Celastrales; Celastraceae. The record is from RefSeq and is a predicted model, not a curated record. Gene Ontology annotation, biological process: tRNA 5'-leader removal.